This is a messenger RNA of Mucor mucedo, 818 nucleotides long. RefSeq names its product P-loop containing nucleoside triphosphate hydrolase protein. Gene Ontology annotation, molecular function: GTP binding; GTPase activity. NCBI's taxonomy places the organism in Eukaryota, Fungi, Mucoromycota, Mucoromycetes, Mucorales, Mucoraceae. The record is from RefSeq and is a predicted model, not a curated record. The transcript has 5 exons. Bases 150 to 818 code for a protein of 222 amino acids.
GGCCCCCCUUCUCUAUAUUCAUUGUUUAGUGAAAAAGAGAGAGAGAGCGGUAAGGAAGAAGAAAAAAAAAUGAGGGAUGGAUCCUUUUUCUCUCUUUCUUUCUCUCUCUCUCUCUCUCUCUUUUAAACAUCUUUAUUUUCUUUCAAAGAAUGACUUUACCUGAAUCUACAGCAACUACACCUGCCAUUCUAUCUUCCUCUUCCACUAACCAAGGUGCACCAUUGGAUUCAUCUCCGACUAGCAGCGUUGUAUUAAAAAUGGGAAUUAUUGGUGAUGCGCAAAUUGGGAAAACGAGUUUAAUGAUAAAAUAUGCAGAAGGAGCGUAUGAUACGGAGUAUAUCCAGACACUAGGUGUUAACUUUAUGGAAAAGACGAUUGUGAUUCGUCAAACCGAGAUUACAUUUAGUAUAUGGGAUUUGGGAGGACAAAAGGAAUUUGCGAGUAUGUUACCUCUGGUGUGUAAUGAUGCAGUAGCGAUUUUAUUUACGUUUGAUUUAUCACGAAAAGCGACAUUGAAUAACCUAAAGGAAUGGUAUCGACAAGCCAGAGGGCUCAACAUGAGCGCUAUUCCAUUGCUGGUUGGUACGAAAUAUGAUGAGUUUGUUCAUCUAGACUAUCAAGAUCAAGAGGAGAUUACGGUCCAAGCAAGGAAAUAUUCGCGUGCUAUGAAGGCUCCACUUGUCUUUUGUUCCACAGCAGAAUCAAUUAACGUACAGAAGAUUUAUAAAUUGGUUCUAGCCAAAGUGUUUGAUUUAAAUUGCACUUUGCCUGAAAUUACUGAAAUUGGAGGCCCCAUUCUUGAAUAUCAUCACUGCUAG